AGCUGACCAGAAAGUUUCGCCUUUAAGCAAAUAAACCUUCACCCAUUGAGCCCAGAGGGACUGUGAGGAUGUGAUUCUCCAUAUGAGCUUGUGUUGCUAAGAUAAUGUAGUUUGUUCUAUUAGGUGUUAUCAGCCUCAGUGAGAUAUGCACAGUUUUGUUUACGUGAAUAAUAUAUGAAUACACAGAUACAUUUUCAGUUAGCUUUUGGAUAUGCACAUGAUCGAUAUCUUAGAUCAAAGUGAUUUUAUUUACUAAUAAAUCAAACAUUUUGGACGUACAUUAGUUCAGUUUGUCGAUUUUUUUAGUUAUGAGUUUCUAUUACUAAAAGAUUUUUAUUUGAUAUCAAAAGACUCUGACUACUGACUACUGUUCGUUAUGCAGCUCUGAUUCAACAUUAUGAUAUUUUCAAAGAAUGUUAUUAGUCUCAUUCGUUAUAGGUUUGAAAAUAUAUAUGGAUCAAUCAAAUAUGUAUAUCCUUAAAAAAAACUAGAUUGAUUUAAUCACAAACCCUGGAUUAAAUACGAAUGUGUGUCUGAUAUUGUACUAAACGUGAAAGUUUUCACCAAUUAGGGAUAUACAGGCCGCAUCCUAUAAUUGGAUUGUUUUUUUUUUUAUCACUUGGUCAUUGCAAACGUUACGAGGUCUGAUUUGUACAAUUAAAAGAAAAAUGUUAAUUUCUCAUAUUGUUUGAUACUUUCGAGUUUUUUUUUCGGUUAAAUAUGUCAAAGAUGCGAAAAUAACCUUUUAAAAAAUCCAAACCGAUUUUUGCCCUAGUAUAAACUCAAAAGUAGUGCCACAUUCGUGUGCGACAAGGCAGAGGAGGAAGAUAAUAAGAUGGCUCAGAGAAUACUAAGAGAUCAUGAAGCUUAUCGAUGUGAACGAUCUGAUUUCCCAAUCCUCUGCCAAUCUUGCCUCGGUGACAAUCCUUACUUGCGAAUGGCACUAGCGAAUUUUGACAAGGAAUGCAAGGUAUGUACACGGCCUUUCACGGUGUUUAGGUGGAGACCUGGCCGGGCUGCUAGAUACAAGAAAACCGAAAUUUGUCAGACUUGCUCCAAGUUGAAGAACGUAUGCCAAGUCUGUAUUCUUGAUCUUGAGUAUGGUCUUCCAGUUCAGGUCAGAGACACGACACUUAACAUUACUAGCCAUGACUCUAUCCCAAGAAGCCAUGUCAACAGAGAGUAUUUUGCUGAAGAACAUGAGCGAAUGACUAGAGCUGGACUGGAUUGUGACUCUUCGUUUGGGAAGAUGGGACCUAAUGAUACUCUUCUGAAUCUUCAAAGAAGUGAACCACACUAUGAAAAGAACCUGCCACAUGUUUGCAGUUUCAACACCAUUGGUAAGUGUACAAGCGGUGCCGGAUGCGCAUUCAGGCAUGAGAUGCCCAAGACAGGAGAGUUAUCACACCAAAACAUAAAAGAUCGUUAUUAUGGUAAAAACGAUCCAGUUGCGAUGAAACUGCUUCGAAAAGCCGCUGAGAUGAGCACUUUGGAACCACCAGAGGAUGAAAGCAUCAAAACGCUUUACAUCGGUGGACUUAACUCUGGAACGAUCCUCGAGCAUGACAUAACUUGGAAGUACCAAGAAGGCAGUGUGGCUCAGAGUGGUUUACUACCUCCAACAAUGCAGCAUCUGUACAAUAUGCACUCAGCACCACCUAACCAGGACAACCCUUUUUACCCAUCAAUGGACCCGCAGAGAAUGGGUGGUUUAAGCACCAGUGAGAACAAUGGAGCUUCUUCUUACCUGAUGCCUCCACACCAGCCAUACACACCACCACCAUAUUGACAUAAUGCAUUUGAUUAUAAAUGUUCCCUAAAUUUUAUUUUAUGAAGAGUUAUCAUUUUAAUAUUUUUUACAUAUUAAAAACUGAUUUGAAACACAUUAAUGUUAUUUUUAAUCAAGCAUAUUUUAACCAAUACUAUUAUUUAAGAUAAAAAUGCUUGUUUAUAAAAUUAAUGCAUUAUGCAAUUAAUACUAAACUUAAAUAGAAAUUUUAUACUCUAAAAUGUUAUUUUUGUAUUAAAAAAAUAAGUCAAACAAAUAGAGUAUGUGUUUUUUUGAGACAUAGUUAAAACAAAGCAGAUCAAUCAUGUCAUUUAAUUAAUUUCACUUUCAACAAGUUUCAUUUUUUUAUUUGCAGAAGAAAAAAAAACACAACAAUAACCAAAAAUGUGAUAUUGCUCUAUACUAAAUCUGUUACAGCUUACAGGACUGUUUUUUAUCUUACUUGGAAGAUAACAUACCAGAAACCAAGUUAACAUCAUCAUCACUUUCACCAUCAACAUCAUCAUCCUCAGAAUCAACA
Brassica rapa (field mustard) is the source of this 2309-nucleotide messenger RNA. Its product is annotated as zinc finger CCCH domain-containing protein 53. The record is from RefSeq and is a predicted model, not a curated record. Gene Ontology annotation, cellular component: U2-type catalytic step 1 spliceosome; Prp19 complex; U2-type catalytic step 2 spliceosome. Gene Ontology annotation, molecular function: pre-mRNA binding; U6 snRNA binding; metal ion binding. Lineage: Eukaryota; Viridiplantae; Streptophyta; Magnoliopsida; Brassicales; Brassicaceae.